UUGUAAACAAAAAUGUUCAAGUUGGAUUUUUUUAAUUUAAAUUUUGUACUUUUAAAUUAAAAUAAGUUCAUCUUUUACAAAAAGAAUAAAAGAUAAUCUGUAAAGAUGGGGUCAGAUGAAGAUUAUCUCAUUUCCCAAGUCUUAAAUUGUAUGAAGUCAGAUGUAGCUGCAGCGAAGUCAUGGAUGAUCUUCUCCAAAUCAGCAUUUCCUCAGAGCUUCUCUGUUUUGUUUCAAGGCUACAAAAUGGAAUGCAAUGAGCAGAAUUUAAUAGAAAGUGCUCUAUGUCUGUGUGAUCUAAUUAAGAAAUUUCCAAAUGAACCUAUCCUUAUCAACGAACUGAAAAAUGUUGCCAGAGUUCUUAGCACUGAUAGUGAUGACUUCUUGAAAAAGAUAUUUGAACAACUUCCUGAGGAUAUUAAGUAUGAAGUUAUGCUUAUUGUGACACAGAAUGCUCAAACAGUUGAAGAACAUUGUGAAUUGACACUCUUGUUUUUGAAAAGAAUGCCUAAUGCAAGAUUACUACAACAUGGUAGUAAUAUUAUUGAUACAUUGUUGACUGCUGAAGAUAGACCGGGCACACCUGUCCCAAUAAACUUAUUCAGAAAAAUGCUAGUGUGUGAUGCUUUGCCCCUAAUUUUGCGUGUGUCUCAGUUUGAUUAUAAGUUUAAAAUUGUCUUUCAACUUUUGCAAAAAGCUAUUGAAUUUUACGUCUGCUGCAUGUUUACUCCAGUAACUGCCCAGGAAGGAUCUAUCAGGAAAGAUGUAAUUGCACAAUCAGAUGUUAAUCCUGAUGAAGGUUGGAAACCUCUAUUAGGCUUAUUGGAGAUGGUUGCCCUGAGAUAUCGCUGGAGCUAUCCAGAAAUGUUUGUUACCAAUUUUAGCGACACUAGCUUACAGCAGUUGCUUUCCUUAUUAAAGAGAAAAAAUAAAACACUUUCUAGUUUAACUAGUGAAAAACAUAGAAGAGAAGAAAUGUCUGGUUAUGAAGAAGCUUACUUUUGCUUAAUUGUAACUUUUUUCUACUACCUUCACAGUUUUGGAAGACUUAUGUUUCCAAAAUCAUUCCCGAAUUCUAAUGCUGGAACAUCAAAUUAUAUCCUUAUGGAAGGCAUUACUUUUUCGCAAGAAGAAUGUUCCAAAACAGUUAGCAGUGAAUAUAAAAAAACAGAGAGAGGAUAUGUAGUGGUAAGUAAAUAUGCUACGGCAGAAGCAACUAACAUGCUUGUACCAUCCUUUGUAACCACUGUGGAAUGCUGGGAACUGUUGCAUCGACACCAGCAUUUGUUGAAAGAGUUUAAGUGUUUAUGUAAAAAUAUUCAGUUAGAAACCUGGCCUGUGUAUCAAGAAUUUUAUAUGGAUAUGCUCAUAUAUGAAAGAGGGCAUAGAGAUGCUGUAGAUCAUUUAACUAGGUUAAGAGAUAGUGCUGCUGAUCAUGUGCAUAAGAAUAAAAUUGUUUUACAACUAGCUAGUUGCUACCAUUUCGUUAAUGACUAUAAGCGAUGUCUGAAAAUACUGUUUGAAGUUAUCAUGAAUUUACCUACAACUAGCUCUAAUUUGUCUAAACCUCCCCUUAGUAAGUGCCCGGCUAGGUUUACAUACUUUAUGGGCUACAAUAAUCGUGAGAUAAUUCAGUAUUGUGCAUCUAUGUUAUUGAAACAAUACAAAUAUAAAGAGAUAACUGAUGAAAAUUAUAAAGAUAUGUCUUUAGGCUACAUGUUAGUUUUAAUGCAAUAUGACAUGGAACACGAAUAUGAAAUGUUGCAUAAAAUCAUUGAUAUCAUAAAACAAGCGAAGAGCUUCUGCUUUCCAAAAUUUUUUAAUUACAUUAUAAAUGUGGAUAUUUUAGAAGAGAUAGCAUACUUAGCCACUACAAAUGGUGGAAAUGUUAAUUUAGAAAUUCUGUCUACACCUACAUUUCAAGCUAGUAAACAACGAGCUGUUACACGUGGAAUUAAUAAAGGGGCAAAAGAUGAUUUAAAACAAGCAUUUGUAAAUCAAAUGUCUAGAUGUUAUGAUAACAUUGACAAUUUGUUUAUAGAUUUUAUUAAAGAGGAACAUAGUUUAUUGUUAAGACCCUUAGGGGAUGCAUAAAAAUCUCCACUUUCAUGAAGAAGAAAAAAAAAGUGCAUUAUCAUAGUUAAAAUUGUAAUGCAAACAUUAUAAGGUGUUUUCAUGUACAGUGCCCCCCCCUCCCCUUAAAAAAACAGACCACCCUGUAUAGCUUCUUAUCUAAUGGUCGGAUCUUCAAAUUCUAAGACUCAAUCUUAAUGGCUCAAGGGGAUGACCUCAAAUAUGCUAAUUAAUAAGUGUAGACAAUUUUUAAAGUUAAGAAAUCAGACACAAAAAUUUACUUUUUUAGAAUGAACAUACCGUUUUUGGCGGAUUCGGAUUUCUGACAUUCAAAAUAUUGAAGGUAGUCACAGUCUAGCAAUAAGGUCAUAAUAUUUUGGUCAGGAAUGUGCCCCGAAAAUUGAACACCUUAAUUUUAAUUUUACUUUUUGCAUAUUUCGUUAUAUCUGGAGAACUUUUUGCGCACAAUUAAUAAAAUCCCUUGCAGAAAAUAACUUUCAGUAAAUAUUUAUUAUUUUAUUUAAUAAUG
Parasteatoda tepidariorum (common house spider) is the source of this 2599-nucleotide messenger RNA. RefSeq names its product integrator complex subunit 10 (gene IntS10). Gene Ontology annotation, cellular component: integrator complex. The record is from RefSeq and is a predicted model, not a curated record. NCBI's taxonomy places the organism in Eukaryota, Metazoa, Arthropoda, Arachnida, Araneae, Theridiidae. Gene Ontology annotation, biological process: snRNA processing.